Drosophila novamexicana is the source of this 1267-nucleotide messenger RNA. RefSeq lists its product as uncharacterized. Gene Ontology annotation, molecular function: metal ion binding; nucleic acid binding; single-stranded DNA endonuclease activity. The transcript is spliced from 3 exons. The record is from RefSeq and is a predicted model, not a curated record. Bases 58 to 1134 code for a protein of 358 amino acids. Gene Ontology annotation, cellular component: nucleus; mitochondrial inner membrane. Lineage: Eukaryota; Metazoa; Arthropoda; Insecta; Diptera; Drosophilidae. Gene Ontology annotation, biological process: apoptotic DNA fragmentation.
CGCGGCUUGCACUUGAGAGCAGCCGUGAGCGAUCAUCAGUUGUAUCAAGUUCUAAAGAUGAACAAGACGCUUUGUUUUUCCCUACUACUGCUUUUUGCACGGGCUGGCGCAGAUUGUCACCUUGGGGCUGAGGAGAUCUCUCAGACAAAUCGCGUCUUUGCAUUCCGUGGCGAUGAUCAGCUAUAUCCGUUGCGCUUGGAUGUGGUGCGCACCCACCAAACGUUGGAAAUGUUUUGCAGUAACCGGGAUGUGGUGCACACCACUUGCCAGCAAAAUGGUCGCUUAAAGCCGCCAUUGCCGUUAAGCGAUUGCAGCAAUCCGCCCAAGUCAACUGUGGAAGUGGUUUCCGAUGAGAGCUGCCCACAUACCAUGUACCGUGUGGGCUAUAAGCUGAAUGAUCAACAGUUUCUGGAGCUAUACAGAAGUUGUUAUGAUCCUGGAAAUCAAACGGCGCAUUUUGUCAAACAUCUAGUUUAUCCAAGCAUGCUGAACAUAGCUCGACCCGAACAGGCCUUUACCACAGAUGGCGUAAUUAGCAGCGCCGGGUCCGCCUCUUUCCAGGCCAAGCACAUAUAUUCUCGCUUCCAGGAACUGCUGGGAUCACAUCAGACAUUUGUUAGCUCCCGGCGGGAGCUGGUAUUUGAUCGUGGCCAUCUGGCCCCCUCAGCUGAUUUUGGCUUUGAGCAAUAUAUGCGUCAGACCUUUAAGUACAUCAAUGUGGUGGCUCAGUUUCGACGCAUCAAUCGUAGCAACUGGAAAACCAUCGAGAACUGGAUACGCAAACAGCUUAACAUUGGCUUUUAUCCAGCGCUGCAGGUGUGCACUGGAGCAUUAGGCGUACUGCAGCUACCAGACAGCAGGGGAGAUUUGAAAGCGAUUUAUCUGGGCGCCAAGCGUAGUAAUCCCAUACCCAAAUGGCUAUUCAAGAUUGUUAGCGACGGUGCCGGCACUCACCUCGCCUUUCUCACCUACAACAAUAUUCACGACAUUGAGAAAUUGUCACCGAAUUGCCGGCAGGUUUCAUGUCCUUUUUCCCUGCAGCUAAUCCCUAACAGGGAAGCAGGUCUCAGCUUUUGCUGCGAUCCUAUCGAUUUUAUCAGAAGGAAUGUACCCCAUUUGGCAAAGGUCUGCUAAGAUACGGACAACAGGUCAGAUAUCAGUAUAUGAAAUUCAGAUUAGUAUAUUAACGCUGUCUUCUAAUUUCCGAAUAAAAAGUAUAUUGAAAGUGAACAUAUCAUAUUUCAAAGAGAGUUUUGCAUUAAUAUAG